This is a messenger RNA of Salvia miltiorrhiza (redroot sage), 1463 nucleotides long. Its product is annotated as probable pectinesterase 53. The coding region runs from base 299 to 1426 and encodes 375 amino acids. The record is from RefSeq and is a predicted model, not a curated record. Gene Ontology annotation, molecular function: pectinesterase activity. NCBI's taxonomy places the organism in Eukaryota, Viridiplantae, Streptophyta, Magnoliopsida, Lamiales, Lamiaceae. Gene Ontology annotation, biological process: cell wall modification. The transcript has 5 exons.
GGGCGAUACAUUUUAGACACCAAAAAAAUCCUAAAAACCUCAAAAAAGUGCAUUCAUCGACAACAGAAAGCAACUUGUGGCUCAGAUCAUUUGCCUGUGAGACACAAACAAAUUCCACAUAAAUGUCAGUGGAAUCACCCGUGAUCUCCCAUCACAUUCCAUUUCCCAUGUAAAGACGAAAACCCAAACCACAUUACUUUUUUCUAAUUAUAUUAUUACAAUAACACUCUAUAUAAUAUGCAAUUCCAACAACUCCAUACAAUCAAAACAAAAUCCUCUUCUCAUCUUGGUUCCAGCCAUGCCCGCUCGUUUGCUGCAUCUGGCGAUGUUUUUGCUGGUGUUGAUCCCCGGCGCGCAUUCGCACAGCAAGGGCGUGAGGCGAUCGAAGCCGUCGCCGCCGCUGUGGGUGAAUAUGAGUCAGGUGGAGUAUUCGGAGCAGCAAUUCAUGAAGUGGGUCAAGUUUGUGGGGAGCCUGAAGCAUUCGGUGUUCAAGACAGCGAAGAACAAGGUGUUCCCUUCCUACAUUCUGACGGUGGACAAGAAUCCGGCGCUCGGAGAUUUCACCACCAUUCAAGACGCCAUCGACUCUCUCCCUGCCGUCAACCUCAUCCGAGUGCUCAUCAAUGUUCAUGCAGGCGUCUACUCGGAGAAGGUGACAAUAGGUCAAAUGAAAUCGUUCAUAACGAUAGAGGGCGCGGGAGCCGACAAAACAAUAGUUGAAUGGGGCGACACGGCCCAAACAGCUGGCCCCAACGGCCGACCCCUCGGCACAUACGGCUCUGCUACUUUCGCAGUCAAUUCCCCUUAUUUUAUAGCCAAGAACAUCACUUUCAAGAACACGACGCCGGUGCCGGCGCCGGGAGCGGUGGGGAAGCAGGCGGUGGCGUUCCGGAUAUCGGCGGACACGGCGGCGUUGGUGGGGUGCAGGUUCUUAGGGGCGCAGGACACGCUGUACGACCACGUGGGCAGGCAUUACUACAAGGACUGCUACAUCGAGGGAUCCGUCGACUUCAUCUUCGGCAACGGACUGUCGUUGUUCGAGAACUGCGACGUGCACGCGAUAGCUCCGGUGACGGGGGCGGUGACGGCGCAGGGGAGAAGCAGCAUAUUGGACGACACGGGGUUCUCGUUCGUCAACUGCAGAGUGACGGGGUCGGGCGCCCUCUACCUGGGCAGAGCGUGGGGCCCUUUCUCCACCGUCGUCUUUGCCAACACUUACAUGGACAACAUCAUCAUCCCUAAAGGCUGGUACAAUUGGGGCGAUCCUGCUAGAGAAAUGACUGUGUUUUAUGGGCAAUACAAGUGCACAGGGCCAGGGGCUAAUUUUGCAGGAAGAGUUUCAUGGUCAAGAGAACUUACUGAUGCAGAAGCUCGACCUUUUAUUUCUCUCACUUUCAUUGAUGGAUCUGAGUGGAUCAAUAUGUAAAUCAUUGCCUUUACAUAUAUAAUUAUAUUCUCACUUA